UUUGAAACAACCGUUCACGUCGGUUGGGUAGUGCAAUUUUCUUUAAAACUAGGAGAAGUCGUGAAGCAAAACCUCCAAGUGAAGCAAAACCCUAGAUCUCUCUCUCUCUAAAAUUUGUCUCCAAGAAACUCUGCAAUUGAUAUCGUCGCAAUUGAUUCUCUAUUUUCUACCUCCUGUUCAUUUUUUUUCUCAAAAUCCGAAACCCUAAUAGCAAAUAAAGAAACUCUCCAUUAGCUCUCUCCAUUGUCAUUGACCGCGCCACAGUUCCCUUGAAGGACCAGCUUUAUUGAGCGGCAGUAGGAGCCCUGUAGAACGUCAGAUUCAUUAUGAAAAAUCUUUCAUGUUAAAAUUUGGAACAGAUUUUCUGAACUGAUUAUUUCCAUGCUCUAUCCAGCUUAUCCAAACAAGAAGAUAUGUAUGAUAAUCUGGGAACGCAGCCUGGACUGCCAAGAGCACCAACAAACCCACAACAAAAUCCAUUUGAGAAUUCAUUCUAUGGAGCUGGUUCAGGACUAAUCAGAGGUGGACUGGGUGCUUAUGGAGAGAAAAUUUUAGGAUCAAGCUCUGAGUAUGUGCAAAGCAAUAUAAGUAGGUAUUUCUCUGAUCCUCAAUACUAUUUCCAAGUCAAUGACCACUAUGUGAGGAACAAAUUAAAGGUUGUUCUUUUCCCGUUCCUGCACAGGGGCCAUUGGACAAGGAUAACAGAGCCAGUAGGUGGCAGGCUCUCCUAUAAGCCCCCGAUCUAUGAUAUCAAUGCUCCAGAUUUGUAUAUUCCAUUUAUGGCAUUUGGUACCUAUGUCAUUCUUGCUGGCUUCUCAUUGGGUAUUCAUGGAAAGUUUAGCCCAGAAGCUUUGAACUGGCUAUUCAUCAAGGGGUUGGUGGGCUGGUUUUUGCAAGUUUCACUGCUGAAAAUGUCACUGUUUUCACUUGGUGGCGGGGAGGCGCCAUUGCUGGACAUUGUGGCCUAUGGUGGGUAUAGUUUCAUAGGGAUGUGUCUGGCUGCCCUGGGAAGAAUCUUGUGGGGCUACUCGUACUACUUUUUGAUGCCAUGGACAUGCUUAUGCAUGGGUAUCUUUUUGGUGAAGACAAUGAAGAGGGUUCUGUUUGCAGAGGCAAGGAGUUCUGAUUCAAGCAAGCAUCAUUACCUCUUGCUCUUUAUUGCUUUAGCUCAGUUCCCACUUUUCUUUUGGCUUGGUAACAUCAGUGUUCGUUUGCUUUUUUAGACUGCAUCUCUCGUGUUGUUGGAAACAAUUCGUUCCAUGUCUAUAGUAUUCUUGAAAGUGUUGCAGGCAAUCUUUCACUAUUGUGUUGGUGAUUUGUUUUGAUUUCUGAUUUUGGUUUACUCAUCAUGUCUAUAUCCUCCUGGACACAGUACUACUGAUUAGACAACUAGGAAAAAGUUCUGUACUUUUUGGUGAUCAGAAAGACGCAAGGUUUUCGUGUUCCAGAAAGGUUGAAAAGGAUUAACCUUUGUCCAGUUUUCAUGCAUUCUAUUUUGAAAGAGGAAGUUUAUUAAACUUUUGGAUCCGAGAAAGCAACACGGGCUUCUUAUUUUGGACCUCCGUUGGAUUGGCAGGAGGCCCAAAGUUGGGCGAAUGGCAAGUGCAUCUGGGCCUUAAUGGACCCAGUCCUAGCACCAGAGGGCUAGAGCUGUUAUAAUGGUCCUUUGUUGGGCUAGACAUUGGGUCCAUAGGCCAAAAUUGUAAUAUUGGUUACAUAUGCCGACUUGUUCGAUUUAUAUGAAAUUUUAUUUUUUCGGUAA
Molecule: messenger RNA, 1762 nt
Organism: Cornus florida
Lineage: Eukaryota; Viridiplantae; Streptophyta; Magnoliopsida; Cornales; Cornaceae
Exons: 6
Coding region: 414-1223 (269 amino acids)
Biological process (GO): endoplasmic reticulum to Golgi vesicle-mediated transport
Cellular component (GO): COPII-coated ER to Golgi transport vesicle; Golgi membrane; endoplasmic reticulum membrane
Source: RefSeq, a predicted model, not a curated record